AUGCUGGCCCCGGGUCUGACAGCAACCCUCAACUCGGACGGCUCGAUCAUCCUCACUUGGUCUGCGCCCGAUGACGGCUCAGUAACCGGCUACCAUGUCCUGUUGCGCAGGCCCAAGGAGGGCGAGGAAACUCUCAUCAUUUACGUCUCCGAGAUGGGCAACACCGCGACCACCUAUACGGACACCGGUACCGACCUGAAUGCCAGUACGAUUCACGUCGGCGGCACCGGCGUCGCCUUGCUUCGGGGCGGUUCGGGCCGACCGGUGCUGGUGCUACACGAGGAGCUGGGACACCCCGGCUGGCUCUCUUGGCACGACGACCUAGCCCAGGACCAUUCACUGCUGGUGCCGGUGCAUCCGGGAUUCGGUCCGCUCCCCCGGGCCGACUGGAUUAGCAGCGUCCGAGAUCUGGCCGGUUUCUAUUCGCGGAUGCUGCGGGAGAUGGCCCUCGGGCCGGUGGGCGUAAUCGGCUUCUCUCUGGGCGGGUGGAUUGCCGCCGAGAUGGCGGCGGCCAACUCCGGCCAGUUCCGCCGCAUGGUGCUGGUGGCCCCCACUGGUCUGAGGCCGGGGGAAGGCGAGAUUAUGGACCUGUUCGUGGUCACAGCGCGAGCGUAUCUGGACGCCAGCGUCCACGACGCCUCGGCCACGCCGGAGUUUGCAUCCCUCUACGGCAGGGAGGAGACGCCGGAACAGUUCGAGGCUUGGGAGGACGCGCGGGCUGAGUCGGCCCGUCUGGCCUGGAAGCCAUAUAUGCACAAUCCCAGCCUGCCCAGUCUGCUGCAAGGCGUGCAGGGACUGCCCACCUGA
Geodia barretti is the source of this 807-nucleotide messenger RNA. The record is from the annotation of a GenBank genome assembly. NCBI's taxonomy places the organism in Eukaryota, Metazoa, Porifera, Demospongiae, Tetractinellida, Geodiidae.